Tuber aestivum (summer truffle) is the source of this 2347-nucleotide messenger RNA. The record is from the annotation of a GenBank genome assembly. Lineage: Eukaryota; Fungi; Ascomycota; Pezizomycetes; Pezizales; Tuberaceae.
UCUUCGAUAUAUGCUCAUAGAACCGGCCUAGCCUGCAGUUCCAACCUCUAGCAUUUACCUACCUCAAUGCCCUGCCAUAUUUCAUUCCCCACCCAUCAUAACUACACCUGUGUCUGAAUAUGUUCUAAUGUUUCUUCUUAUUGAUUUCCCAGAAUAUGGAGCAAACUCAUUAUAAGAUAAAAAAAUAGCUGUACGAUGAAAGAAGCUUCAAUUUUUCCCGGGUCCCUACCCCAGCCCCUGGGACACUGUCCAUCCACUUUAGGUAUGAUAAUAGAGGCCGCUCAACUUCUCCCAACCGCACACCACUAUCCCCCGCCCGAAAGCAUUCCUGGGCAAGAUUAGAUAAGAUCCUGCGAUAGACCCCGCCUGCCACAGAGCCGCCCCCGUGCACUUCAACCAGAAGCACCAUCAGUCGCCUGGCCAGCUUUCCAACACCUUCAAUUGCAGUCGUCUUGCAUACCCACCUCGUUCUCUACUACCCACCAGUUCAACGUGAAUUAUACGGAAAAGAGGUUUACGGAAGAAGAGUCACCCCUCCUCACAAACGUGUAUUGUACCAUCCUACCGACACUUCAUAUCCUGUUUCUCCUCAAUAACUUCCCACUGCAGUAUUCCACCGAAUAGUAUUUAUCCGUCUUCUAAUACUAUCCUCCGCUACUCCCCCCUUCCUCCUCUCCUAUCCCCCUCCCCGCCAGAUAUACAACCACUCUACUCCUAUACACCGCCCUCCCUCUCCCAGAAAGCCUCUAACCCCCACGACACCCACCCCGGCUUCAAAUAGUUUUGAAUCCCGACCACCCGCACCCGGAACCAACAAAUAUGGCGACCCGUCGACGGAUUCUAAAAGAGUUGGACGACAUGGCGAAGGAUACUACCAGCGGAAUGCAUGCCACACCUGUGGACGUUGCGGAUAUGACACACUUGCAGGGUCGUUUCGCCGGACCUCCCGGGACCCCAUAUGAAGGAGGAGAAUUUAUCGUGGACAUCAAACUCCCGGAUAACUACCCUUUCAUGCCACCGCGCAUGAAGUUCAUCACAAAGAUCUGGCAUCCUAAUGUCUCUUCUCAAACUGUGCCUUCCUCCCCCCCUAUCCCCCUCCGACCCCUUGCCUAAGCACGACUAGCGAUACUAAAAAUCUUGAACCUAGGGAGCUAUCUGCCUCGACACCCUCUCGCAAAAAUGGUCCCCAGUCCUAACCAUCAAGACGGCCCUCCUCUCACUACAGUCCCUUCUCGACGCCCCGGAACCCACAGACCCACAAGACGCAGAAGUUGCACAGCAGAUGAUCAAGAACCCCGCCGCCUUCCGAGUCAAAGCCCAGGAAUGGGCCCAUCGCUUCGCUGGAGCGCCAAAAGCGGAAGCACCGGUAGUCGACCUGACGGCUAAUCCCCCCGGCAACACCGCCGCCGCCUCCUCCGCUUCUCCCGUCGGCAGCAAUGCGGCAAAACCCCCACCGCCGGCCGUGCCGUCGGCCAGCGAGGAGCAGAGGAGACUCCAGGAGUACGCUGGCUUCCCACCCAUCGUCAUAGAGCGGUUCACGCCUAUGGGCUUCCCUAUAUCGAGCAUCGUGCGCGCGCUCGAGCAUGCUGGUGUCCGCAGGGGUAGGAACAUAUCGGAUAUGGAGGCGGAAAGGAUCGUGGAGCUUUUGCUGCAUUAAUGUUUAAAUUUUAAUAUUUUUUUUCCUAUUUUCCUUUUUAUUUUCGUUGAUGAGAAAAGCCCCAAAUCUUAAAAAAAAAAAAAUCGAAAUAAAUCGAAAAAGAAUACUAAAUUUCUUGUUACUCUAUUGUCCUUUUACAUUUACCAUUUAUCCCCCUUCCAUCUCUGGACUUCCUUUUUAUCUUUUCUCUAUUCCCCUGAUAUCAAGAUACCGAUUUGUUUACUUCCCUCCUCUCUUUCACCUACGAGAUAGGAACCCAGCUAGCCGACCAACUCAAGAAACGAACAAAGCGAGAAAACCACAAUGUAUAGUCCCUAAAAAGCAAUACUUCCAACCCCCAAUCUACGGACAAAUUUCUUUUUCCUUUCCCUCUCUCUGUUUACUAGCCGUUUUCAAAAGUAUUCGGAGGGCUUGGCAUCUUUUUCGCCUGUCUUGGAGCCAAGGCAUCCGGAUACUUUUGAAAACGGCAGUUUUGUUUUUCUUCCCUUUCUCUCCCCCGCUAUCGAUUCUGCUGUACCAGUAUGGUAGGUCCCUCCCCCGGUACUUGCAUAAUAUGAUGCGAACCGCACACUCUUAGCUACUGCCACCCUAGCUAGACUAGAAACGGCACGUCUCACUUUGUUGUUCGCAAUACCAGUAACAGGGAUUGCAGAGAUAAUUUUCGUUUUUUUCAGAAAACUUUGACAAAGU